This is a messenger RNA of Acaulospora morrowiae, 1458 nucleotides long. The record is from the annotation of a GenBank genome assembly. NCBI's taxonomy places the organism in Eukaryota, Fungi, Glomeromycota, Glomeromycetes, Diversisporales, Acaulosporaceae.
AUGCGUAUGUUUGCAAACCCGGCAUUUCCCUGGCUUGUAAUUCCACUGGAGGUCUCCUCGCUUUGGUGUUGUUGGCGAAAUGUUGUAUUAGCUUUUAAAAGAUAUGUUAAGGUUCUGGCUUUCCCAGCCAGCAUUUCCCUGGCCUGUAAUUCCACUGGAGGUCUCCUCGCUUUGAUGAUGGCGGAUCACGUUGAUGUACUAAAAGAAGUUAUUUCACUAGGUUUUACAGCCAGUAAAUUUUUUAAGAAGAUUGGAUAUCAAUUUUCUCAGAAGGAUACAGCAGAAGGUGAUUUGCGGGAGGCAUUUAAAAAACUUGCUUCAAUGAAAGAUGAACACUCACGGAAGGCAGAAAGCUUUUUAAAUACGAUUGAUGAACAUAUGAGCUCUUCUAGUGUCGUACAGUAUUGGAACAGUGUUCAGAUACAAAACGAACGAGACAAAACCUACACUAGUCAAUUAGUUUUGGAAGAACAAAAGAAACAACACAUAGUUCUUAUCGAUUCUAAUGUUAUAACCGAGCAUAACAACUCAAGUAAUAAAUUAACGUUGGAAUCAUCUGAAUUGUCAAAAUUAAAGGACGAGUCAGUCGUAGUUAGUGAGUCAAUUCAAAGUAGUUAUGAUUUUAGAAAGAGACCAAACAUAGAUUAUAAUGAGGAGCGAAUGUUAAAAAGGAUUAAUAAUCAAGAUGGACAUACUACACCAUCUCCACGCAGUCCAAAAUUAGGAAAUUUGCCAAAAGAAUCUCUAAUAGAUAAUCCGUUUCUUGAAGAGGAAGAUGAUAUUAUAGCAAUCAAUGAUGUUCCAGAUGAAUUAUAUUUUGUGGACGGAAAUCUAGCAGACGAUUUUAAGAUAGGAGAGGACAAUGUGUCUCAGUUAUUUCGACAGUAUCAAAAUGAGUCGAUAAGGAUUGCAAAGACUGAAUGUUUGUUGGUUGAAUCGAACGUACACGAAAUACUGUCACUUUCGUCGAUUUUUUUACUCACUCCAAAUUCACAUUCAAAAAUAAUGAUCAAUAUAUUUGGUUCUCCUUUACUCGAUGAAAUCCAUCAACAAUUCAUUCCAACACAACAAACAGAAUUAGACUCAGGAUGUGAAUCGAAGUUUAGAGAAGCAAUUAAGCGAGCGACAAAAGAAUCAUGUGGCAGUGCAACAAAAUGGUUGUUGACGGAACUUGCAAACAAUCAAACUUUAGAUGAGAACUUGGGUUUCGUGAAUGUACCAUAUCAUGAAAUGAUCCGAACAAGCAUAUUGUUGAAUGGCCCAACACGAGUCUUGACGAAAGCAAAGCAAGGAAAUGGGAAGGAAGAAGCAAACAACCGGACUUUACAGUAUCUGUUAUCCAUCAGCUACAGACAAGUGGCGUCAUAUUCGUGGGACUGUCUGGAUUCAGCUAUAGACAAGGGUGCCGACUUGAAGUUGCUAGGUUUUCACUGCAUUACAAAAUCGACUUCUAUAUGA